Messenger RNA from Rattus rattus (black rat), 506 nucleotides. It is a transcript of the gene Snapc5, whose product is annotated as small nuclear RNA activating complex polypeptide 5. Gene Ontology annotation, biological process: transcription initiation at RNA polymerase III promoter; transcription by RNA polymerase II. Gene Ontology annotation, cellular component: nucleus. Lineage: Eukaryota; Metazoa; Chordata; Mammalia; Rodentia; Muridae. The record is from RefSeq and is a predicted model, not a curated record. The coding region runs from base 50 to 367 and encodes 105 amino acids. The transcript is spliced from 3 exons.
AUCAGCGUGCGCCAAGUGAGAAGGCAGCGCUUUACGGGAGUGGAGGGGCAUGUUGAGUCGGUUGCAGGAGCUCCGCAAGGAGGAAGAGACCCUGCUGCGUCUAAAGGCAGCCCUGCAUGACCAACUGAACCGUCUCAAGGUCGAAGAAUUGGCCCUUCAAUCAAUGAUAAAUUCUCGAGGACGGACUGAGACACUGCCUUCUCAGUCUGCACCUGAACAGUUAUGUGAUAUGUCGCUGCAGGUGGACAAUGAAGCAUCAAUCAAUCAAACUGCACUGAAGCUGAGCACAAGGAGCCCAAUGGAGGAGGAAGAAGAAGAGGAGGAGGAGGAAGAAGAGGAGGAAGAGGAGGAAGAAUCUGAUUCGUGAAGGGGACGAGGGCUAGGGUUAGUUAUACAAACUAAACUAAGUCUUCGGUACUUCAUCUCUUCAGAGUCGUCUUGCAGGGCCUAUGUGAAAGAUAUGAAUGGAAGAGGCUCAGUCGAUAAAGUAUUUACAUGCAAAUACG